Molecule: messenger RNA, 966 nt
Organism: Fusarium coffeatum
Lineage: Eukaryota; Fungi; Ascomycota; Sordariomycetes; Hypocreales; Nectriaceae
Exons: 4
Coding region: 1-966 (321 amino acids)
Biological process (GO): mitochondrial phosphate ion transmembrane transport
Cellular component (GO): mitochondrial inner membrane
Molecular function (GO): phosphate transmembrane transporter activity
Source: RefSeq, a predicted model, not a curated record
AUGGCUGCCUCUACCGGAUCCACCAAGGUCGACGCCGUCGUCCAGAACAUCAAGGCUGAGACCCCCGAGAAGAAGUCUGGCCUCGCCCUCUACUCCCGAUUCGCCCUUGCCGGUGCUGUCUGCUGUUCCGUCACCCACGGUGGUCUCACCCCCGUCGAUGUCGUCAAGACCCGUAUCCAGCUCGACCCCGCUACCUACAACCGCGGUCUCAUUGGUGGUUUCCGCCAGGUUGUCCAGAAUGAGGGUGCUGGUGCUCUCCUCACUGGUGUCGGUCCUACCUUCGCCGGUUACUUCCUCCAGGGUGCUCUGAAGUUCGGUGGUUACGAGUUCUUCAAGCAGCAGUGGAUUGAUGCUCUCGGCUACGAGACCGCCUCCAAGAACCGAACUGCUGUCUACCUUGCCUCUUCCGCCACUGCUGAGUUCUUCGCCGAUAUCGCCCUCUGCCCCCUUGAGGCCACCCGUAUCCGUCUCGUCUCUGAGCCCACCUACGCCAGCGGUCUCGUCUCUGGUUUCGGCAAGAUUGUCAAGAACGAGGGUUUCGGUGCUCUCUACGCCGGUUUCGGACCCAUUCUCUUCAAGCAGAUCCCCUACACCAUGGCCAAGUUCGUCGUCUUCGAGAAGGUCUCUGAGGCUGUCUUCCGUGCUUUCCCUAAGAAGGACCUCUCCGACGGUAUGCAGACCGUUGCCAACCUUGGCUCUGGUCUGAUUGCUGGUUUCGCCGCCGCCAUUGUCUCUCAGCCUGCCGACACUAUGCUCUCCAAGAUCAACAAGACCCAGGGUCUUCCUGGUGAGGGAACUGUCUCUCGUCUCGUCAAGAUCGGUAAGGAGCUCGGUAUCCGUGGAUCCUACUCUGGUAUCGGUGCCCGUCUCUUCAUGGUCGGAACUCUCACUGCCGGACAAUUUGCAAUUUACGGCGACCUUAAGAAAGCCAUGGGAGCUACUGGUGGUGUAGAAAUCGCUGCUUAA